UGUUAUAAUAAUAAUAAUAAUAAUAAUAAAUACAUGUUCUGGAAGGAAUCGGUAAAGAGACGGCCAUGGACCUGGCUGGCCGAGGAGCAAGAGUCAUCAUGGCCUGCAGGAACAUGGAGAAGGCUAACAAAGUGGCAACUGAGAUCCGUGUGGCGACCAACUACCGUGGGGAGGUGGAAGUACGACGCCUGGAUACCUCAGACCUCGCCUCAGUCAGAGCCUUCGCCAAGAAGAUCCUUGAGAACGAGAAGUCUCUCCAUAUCUUAAUCAACAACGCAGGGAUUAUGGGACCUCCCAGACGAGAACUGACGGAGGACGGUCUCGAGCUCACCAUGGCUACUAACCACUACGGUCACUUCCUCCUUACCAACCUCCUCCUGGGUCUCCUGAAGAAGAGCGCUCCCGGCCGCAUUAUCAACCUGACUUCUGACAGCCACGAUUACGUAAAUAAACUCAACCCAGACAGCCUUAAUUUCGAACGGGACUAUUACUCCUCCAUGACAGCUUACGGCCAAAGUAAACUCUGCAAUAUCCUUUUCACAAUUGAGCUCACGAGCAAGCUUCAGGGUACAGGUGUGACGGCCAACAGUGUUCACCCUGGCUGUGUAUCCACGGAAAUAUUCUACAAGGGUCAGGUGACCUUCUUCGCGUGGCUCUGCGGGAAACUUUUCUAUCUGAUGGGAAAGGAUGCCAAGUUGGGGGCUGAACCUGUGAUAUACCUGGCGGUGUCUGAGGAGGUGGAAGGGGUCAGCGGCAGCUACUUUGUCGACUGCAAGGACACGGCGACGACGGAGCUGGCACGACAGAGGAAGCUGGCCAAGCAGCUGUGGAGGCUAGUGAGGUAGAUGUUAAACUGCAGCCGGAUGAGAGAUACUACUAGAGCACAGCUUUACAAGCUUCCACAGUGAGGAAACUGGAGAGAGGAGAUGCUGUUUGAUGAGUGACUCUAGUGAGGAAGAUGGCUACUGUGAAGUACUACUGUAAAGAGUAAGUCACUAUACUGUGGCUGAAACAGUUAGCAAUUAUCCCACAAAUUUUGGAUAAAAACACUAAACUUGCCACAUAAUAGAGAAGGAUGCACUGAAACCUCUAGUUUUCAUCUGCAGUUUAUGGGUUAGUUGUAAACAAUGUCAAAUAGGCAAAACGUGAGGAAAGUCUAUGGUAGACGGAUGAGGUUUCUCCAGUGAGAAAUACAUGCACAUGAACCGUAGACUCCUGUAAAAAUAGUUAACCCAAAACUGAGAAUUUCCCUGACCGAAAAAUGGGAGAAAUUAGAAUAAAGUUUGAGGAUAAACCUUACAACUGAGAAAUAUCGGAGAAGGAUCAGUUCUCGUGGUAAAUAUUUUACAAAGAUAAGGCUGAAAUCCUCCUCGGCUGAUUCGUGUUAAAGAAAUGUAUUUCCACAAAUGUUGUUUUGAGACCAGUGUGGGAAAUAAAUACAUGAACGUUAGAAAAGGGGUCAUUAAGUGGUUGAGCAUUAAUAAAAAGUUUGGAACUUGUCUAGGUGGGAAAUUCAAAACAAACUAUAAAUUAAUGAGAAAUGAUGAAGGGAAUCGGGAAUUUAUCACUGGAUGAAAAUUCAGAAUGAGAGAAAAAAAUUCUAAGAUUAAAAAAAAUAUAUAUAUUUCAGUUCCUUCCAAGGUGAGGAAAGGUGAAGGAGAAACAAAGAACUUACGGAAAAUGCUAGUUAGUCAAAGACAAA
This is a messenger RNA of Cherax quadricarinatus, 1702 nucleotides long. RefSeq names its product retinol dehydrogenase 13. NCBI's taxonomy places the organism in Eukaryota, Metazoa, Arthropoda, Malacostraca, Decapoda, Parastacidae. The record is from RefSeq and is a predicted model, not a curated record.